AUGUAUGGUACUAGUCUCAAGAAAACCUCAUUGGAUGCACCAGUCCAACAAUCUUGGUGCUCCAAGGAUUAUAGUAUGGGCUGGUACAGAAUUGUUUACAGUUCUUCACAACAUUCCACAAGCAACUCUUGCAAUGGUAACAUGGCAUAUGAUGCAUUUCUUGUUUUUUCACGAGUUUUAAAGAUUGACAGCAUUCAUAUUUUUGACGAGAAAAACUUAAAUGCUCCAUAUCCAAGUAUUUCAAAUAAAGAAUAUAUGCGAAAUGUAAUCGGUUUAUCAUUUGAUUAUGUAAACCAAAUAAUAUUUUACUCCGAUAUUCAAAGAGGAAGCAUAAAUGCAGUGUUUUUUAAUGGAACAAAUCAUACAGUGAUAGUUGAAAAACAGGGAUCAGUAGAAGGAUUGUCAUUUGAACCUCUUCAUCGUGAAUUAUAUUGGACUAGUCAUAGUGAUGCAUCUAUCAAUCGCAUUCGUUUAGACAAUUCUUCUUCACACCCAGAAAACAUAAUAAAAUUAAGUUCUGAUGAUAAGCCAAGAGGUAUUGCUGUGGACAGUUGUACUUCGAGAGUAUACUGGACAAAUUGGAAUACUCGUUAUCCUAGUAUUCAAAGAGCUUAUUUUAGUGGUUAUGAUUUAGAAUCUAUAAUUACAACAGAUAUCAAAAUGCCAAAUGCUCUUACAAUUGAUCAUCAGUCUCAAAAAAUAUAUUGGUCAGAUGCAAAAUUAGAUAAAAUUGAACGCUGUAAUCUGGAUGGAACUGACCGUCAUGUACUAUUAACUGAAGAUCCUCAACAUCCAUUUGAUUUAGCUAUAUAUGGAGAUUAUUUAUUUUGGACUGAUUGGCUUGUUCAUGCUGUUUUGAGAGCCAAUAAGUAUACUGGAAGUGAUGUCGUAAUUUUACGUAAAAAUAUUGCAAGACCAAUGGGAAUAAUUGCUGUUGCAAAUGAUACAAAUGAUUGUACCUUGAAUCCCUGUUAUUCAUUAAAAGGAGGGUGUGAAGAUACUUGUUCUGUUGCUUAUAAUGGAAGUGUGAAGUGUUCUUGUUUUCCUGGAAGAAUAUUAUUACCUGAUGGAAAAAGAUGUGCUGGUAAAAAAGUACUAUUAACUGAAGAUCCUCAACAUCCAUUUGAUUUAGCUAUAUAUGGAGAUUAUUUAUUUUGGACUGAUUGGCUUGUUCAUGCUGUUUUGAGAGCCAAUAAGUAUACUGGAAGUGAUGUCGUAAUUUUACGUAAAAAUAUUGCAAGACCAAUGGGAAUAAUUGCUGUUGCAAAUGAUACAAAUGAUUGUACCUUGAAUCCCUGUUAUUCAUUAAAAGGAGGGUGUGAAGAUACUUGUUCUGUUGCUUAUAAUGGAAGUGUGAAGUGUUCUUGUUUUCCUGGAAGAAUAUUAUUACCUGAUGGAAAAAGAUGUGCUGCUCGACCUGAUUGCUCUCUACAUCCUCUUGUAAAAGAUCCAAAACAAACAUUAAUUAAUUGUUUAUAUACUACUGCAUGCAUUCACCCUGCUUGGAGAUGUGAUGGCCAAAAUGAUUGUUGGGAUAAUUCAGAUGAAGAAAAUUGUGGAACAAGCAAUAUAGCAAAUAGAGAAUGCAAUGCAGGAUUUUUUCAUUGCUCUAAUGGUCGCUGUGUGCCAGAAUCUCGAAUAUGUAAUGGUCAAAACAGUUGUGGUGAUUAUAGUGAUGAAGCUAAUUGCACUUGUGCAGAAGAUCAGUUUCGUUGUAAGCAAGGACCUUGUAUAAGCAAACAAUACAGAUGUGACAGAGAUCCAGAUUGUCCUGAUUCUAGUGAUGAAAUGGAAUGCCCUCGACCUGAUUGCUCUCUACAUCCUCUUGUAAAAGAUCCAAAACAAACAUUAAUUAAUUGUUUAUAUACUACUGCAUGCAUUCACCCUGCUUGGAGAUGUGAUGGCCAAAAUGAUUGUUGGGAUAAUUCAGAUGAAGAAAAUUGUGGAACAAAAGCACCUGCAUUAUCUUGUCCUUCAAAUUCAUUCAAAUGUGAUGGUGGUCUUUGCAUUCCUAAAAUAUGGCAAUGUGAUAGAGAUGAUGACUGUGAAGAUGGAAAGAAUGGAACUGUUAGUUCUGAUGAAAGAAACUGUGCUUAUGGGUGUCACGAUGAUCAGUUUAAAUGUGGAAAUGGUGACUGUAUACCUUCAAUAUGGCAAUGUGAUGGUCAUCCAGACUGUCCUGAUCAUACAGAUGAAUCCAAAAUUUGUAUUACUAGACCAUGUAGAGAAAAUGAGUUUCGCUGUAAUUCUACUGGUCAAUGUAUACCUCAAACAUGGGUAUGUGAUGGAGAAAAUGAUUGUGGUGAUCAAGAAGCAUCUGAUGAACAUCCUGCACAUGGAUGUCCUGUAAGCAUGUGCAAACCCAAUGAAUUUCAGUGCCUCAACUUUGUGUGCAUUAUAGAAAGCUUCUAUUGUGAUGGUGAUAAUGAUUGUGGAGAUAAUUCAGAUGAACCUGAAUAUUGUGAACAACGUUCUUGCAAAGAUGAUCAUUUUAAAUGUAAAAGCAAGAGAUGCAUUCCAAAAAUGUGGCUAUGUAAUGGAAUUAAUGAUUGUGGUGAUAAUUCAGAUGAGGAUAAUAGUGCUUGUGUUCAUAAUGUUACUACUUCUCUCUGUCCUGACAGUAAAUUUGAAUGCAAAAAUGGUGUAUGUGUUGAUAUGGAUCUUCUGUGCAAUGGAGAAAAUAAUUGUGGUGAUUACUCUGAUGAAUCAGAAUGCAAUAUAAAUGAAUGUUUGAUAAGAUCUAGCUGUGCUCAAAAAUGUGAAGAUUUACCUAUUGGCUACAAAUGUAGUUGCUCUGAAGGUUAUAAAUCUCAAGAUGGUGGACGUAUUUGUGAAGGUAACUUUGUUUUACUUACUUUUAAUCUUUCAAAACUUGUGAAUACUCUUACAGAGAAUUAUUUAAUGUAUAUGAAAUUUCUUUAUUUACUAAAUCAAUCUACAGAAAACCUCAAUUACAGGCUUGUUUAUAAUAUACAAAGGAAUAUAACUUAA
Centruroides sculpturatus (bark scorpion) is the source of this 2991-nucleotide messenger RNA. RefSeq names its product low-density lipoprotein receptor-related protein 1B-like. The transcript has 18 exons. Gene Ontology annotation, molecular function: protein binding; calcium ion binding. Bases 1 to 2991 code for a protein of 996 amino acids. The record is from RefSeq and is a predicted model, not a curated record. Lineage: Eukaryota; Metazoa; Arthropoda; Arachnida; Scorpiones; Buthidae.